UGUAAACUGCAUUCCUUGCAGUGCUUCACCCAAUAACACACAUUCAAUAGAAGAAUAUAGAACUAUUAUUAUUAUUAUUAUUCUGCAAAGAGCUGUUCAAUGGCCAUCAAGGGAACUACAAGGUCUGUGCAUUCAGACAUGAGUUUAGAGGAGUUCAAGGAAUGGCUAAGCAAGUUUGACACUGAUGGAGAUGGAAGGAUUAGCAAAGCUGAGCUAAAAAAAGCUAUCAAGAGUGUUCAAGGUCGGUUCAGCUCGUGGAAAAGCCGACAAGGAAUUCGUUUAGCAGACUCGGAUGGUGAUGGAUUCAUUGAUGAGAAUGAGAUUGAAAAUCUUGUUGAGUUUGCUAAGCAGAACAUGGGGUUGAAAAUUUCAGUUUAUUAGUAGUAUGUAUACAGUAAUUCUCUGUGUCUUGUUUUUGCUGUUGUUUGUUUUCAGGUUUGCAGUUAUAAUUAAUGCAAAUUAAAGGGUGGCAGAAAUGUAUGCAGGAAUGCAUGCAUGAAGUUAUCUGAUUGUGGGGUUUGGUGUGUCAAUAAUGAGUACUGUAUCUGAUUUAUGUUUUAAUUGAAGUUUUUCUUUUAAAAGUUA
Messenger RNA from Dioscorea cayenensis subsp. rotundata (Guinea yam), 585 nucleotides. RefSeq names its product polcalcin Phl p 7-like. Bases 100 to 381 code for a protein of 93 amino acids. Lineage: Eukaryota; Viridiplantae; Streptophyta; Magnoliopsida; Dioscoreales; Dioscoreaceae. Gene Ontology annotation, molecular function: enzyme regulator activity; calcium ion binding. The record is from RefSeq and is a predicted model, not a curated record. The transcript has a single exon.